This is a messenger RNA of Ostreobium quekettii, 945 nucleotides long. NCBI's taxonomy places the organism in Eukaryota, Viridiplantae, Chlorophyta, Ulvophyceae, Bryopsidales, Ostreobiaceae. The record is from the annotation of a GenBank genome assembly.
AUGCUCCGGCUCAGGUGCCGGGCGCAGAACUACGCUUGGGGGCGGUUGGCGGAAGACAGCGAGGUCGCCCGCCUUUGCGAAGCCAAUGGGACGCCCGUGGACGGUUCCAAGCCGUACGCGGAGCUGUGGAUCGGGACGCACCCCAGCGGGCCGUCCGAGCUGGCCGACUGUGGAGCCACGCUGCGGGAGUGGAUCGACGGCCGCCCCGAGGCGCUGGGAGACGAUGUGGCCGCGCGCUUCGGCGCCGGCGCCCUGCCGUUUCUGUUCAAGGUCCUGUCCGUGAGGACGGCCCUGUCCAUCCAGUCGCAUCCGGACAAGACGCUGGCGGAGAAGCUGCACGUGGAGCGGCCGACGGUGUACAAAGACCCGAACCACAAGCCAGAGAUGGCGAUAGCCCUCACAGACUUUGAAGCUCUGUGCAGCUUCGUGUCUAAUGGAGAGCUCGCAGAGGCACUGACCUCGUGCCCGGAACUCCGGCACUGUGUGGGCGACAAGCAAGUGGACGCCUUGUUGCAGGGAGCAUCAAUCGAAAAGGAGGCUCUCAAGGGAGCUUUCACUGCGCUGAUGAUGUGCGCUCCCGAUGUUGUCUCUGAAUCAGUGACACAGUUGUGUGCACGGCUGGAGGCGGAGGCAGGAAACCGACCGCUGACCAAGAAGGAGCGCCUUGUGCUCAGGCUGAAUGAACAGUACCCAAAGGAUGUUGGUGUGCUGGCAUCAUACUUCCUCAACCAGGUUGCAUUGACGCCUGGGCAGGCAAUAUAUCUGGCUGCUAAUGAGCCCCAUGCCUACGUUUCAGGAGAGAUUGUGGAGUGCAUGGCGACCUCCGACAACGUCGUGCGCGCUGGCCUGACGCCAAAGCUCCGGGACUCGAAGGUCCUGUGUGAGUCCUUGACAUACUCGCAAGGUAGCUCCAAUUAUGCAACUUGCUCAUGCAUCAGAGUUUGA